Molecule: messenger RNA, 1731 nt
Organism: Prunus armeniaca (apricot)
Lineage: Eukaryota; Viridiplantae; Streptophyta; Magnoliopsida; Rosales; Rosaceae
Source: the annotation of a GenBank genome assembly
AUGGAGCUUCCUCAACCCCGUCCGUUUGGAACCGAAGGAAGGAAACCAACGCAUGACUUUCUGUCACUCCACAGUCAUCCAACUGCCCAACAAGAUCCAAGGCCACCUUCUCAAGGAGGCUACCUUGAAACUCAUGAUUUCCUACAACCACUGGAACGAAUGGGAAAGAAAUGCAUAGCUAAGGAAGAAACAUCCGUUGAGAUAUCAACUGCUGAAAAGCCAGCGUCUCAUGCAGCAGCAUCAGCAGCGGCGCAGCCAACUUCUUCUGUGGAGCACAUUCUCCCUGGUGGGAUUGGGACUUACACUAUAAGCCACAUUUCUUAUUUUAAUCAAAGGGUUCCAAAACCAGAGGGAUCGCCGGUAUUUACAGUCACUCAAGCUCAAGCAAGUAGCACCGACAGAAAUGUUGAGGAACACUCAAACUGCAGUUCUUACACUGGAAGUGGAUUCACUUUGUGGGAAGAAUCUGCAUUAAAGAAUAAGGGAAAGACAGGGAAGGAGAAUUUGGGAGAAAGACCAGUGGGUAUUGUGAGAGGGCAAUGGACGUCUUCAGAGCGGCCUGCGCAGUCAUCUUCCAACAACCGUCGCAACUGCUUCAGUGCUCAGUCAUCUGGUCAGAAGAACAUAAGCUUCAUGGAGAUGAUGAAGUCUGCCGCCAAGGGUAGUACCCAGGAAGACGAACUUGACGAUGAAGAAGAGUUUGUUCUCAAAAAGGAGACCUCUACUACUACCACCACUGCCACCACCCCCUAUAAGGGAGAUUUGAGGGUAAAAGUUGAUGGUAAGAGCUCUGAUCAGAAAGCUAACACACCUCGGUCCAAGCACUCUGCCACAGAGCAGCGGCGGAGGAGCAAAAUAAAUGAUAGAUUCCAGAUGUUGAGAGAGCUCAUUCCUCAUAGUGAUCAAAAAAGAGAUAAGGCGUCAUUUUUAUUGGAGGUCAUCGAAUACAUACAGUUUUUACAGGAAAAAGUAGACAAGUAUGAGGGAUCUUACCAAGGAUGGAACCCUGAUCCAGCGAAAUUGAUGCCUUGGAGAAACAAUCCCAAGCUUAGGGAAAGUUACUGCGAUCAAUCUCGAGGCAUGAAUGGUGGGUCUGGUACUGCAUUAGUAUUUGCCGCGAAGUUUGAUGAGAAAACUACUUCUGUUUCACCGUCAAUUCCUGGAAGCUGUGCUCAGAACCCUGUAGAAUCUGACACAAGUACUGAAACUACCUUCAAAGCAAUGGAUCACCACCCUGGAAUAACAAGCAAGCCAAUGCCCUUUCCUUUGUCAAUGCAGCCCAACUUCUUCACUCCUGUCAGGAGUGGUGGUGCUGCAGUACCUCAACUUCCACCUAGAUUGCCAUCUGAUGCAGAGAACACAUCUCAGCAUCAAUCUAUGUUAUGCCAUACAGUAUCGCGUGCUACCGAUGGUGCUGCCGCUAGGGAUAAGCUAAAAGAACAGGAGCUGACAAUUGAAGACGGUCGAAUUAACAUCUCAAGUGCGUACUCUCAAGGGUUGUUGAAUACUCUGACACAAGCCCUGCAGAAUUCUGGUGUGGAUUUGUCACAGGCCAGCAUCUCAGUGCAAAUCGAGCUUGGGAAGCGAGCAAAUAGUCGAUCGCCUAUCCCGAAAUCUGUUGUUAAGGACAACGAGAUCCUCUCUAGCAAUCAAGGAAAAAGACACUCUAGAGUCGCAAGUGGUGAAGACUCUGAACAUGCCCCGAAGAAGCUCAAGACAGGCAGAAACUAA